Messenger RNA from Epinephelus lanceolatus (giant grouper), 3903 nucleotides. The record is from RefSeq and is a predicted model, not a curated record. Lineage: Eukaryota; Metazoa; Chordata; Actinopteri; Perciformes; Serranidae.
AGCGCGCCCGCACAGUGUACAAAUCUGAAAGUGAAGUGCGGACAUUUGGAUUCAGCCUUAACCUCCGUUCUCCCCUCUGCUCCCGCAAGCUGUCAUUUCAGACGGGAUCGUCGUGUCCUCCUCCAGCCCAUUCAUCUUCAGUCACCCAGAUUUGCUGUUCUUCGUCAUGGAUGAUUUUGUUCGGAACAAAUUAACUGAAUGGGAUCUCAGUGAGUGGAUAGAAACAUUUCGAGCUCAACGCAUUGACAAGAAAAAUCUUUACUGUCUUGGUCAUCAAGAAAUCACUGACUUGAUCCCAAUAGUGGGACCCAGGGCAAGAUUCAAGAGAGAACUAGAGUUGUUAAAGGGGGAACAAAACACAACAAAUACAGAAACAGUUGAUUCUCCUGCUCAAGUUCGUCCAUCCACUAGUGCUUCAAGUGAUAAAGUGAAGAGAAAGUUGGAUCUUCAGGGCGAGUCCAGCAAAUGGCAAUCACCAACCAGAAAAAAACGAUGUGAACCUAGACUGGGGUCAUACUCAGAAGGCAUUAUACUGUCUGAUGUGAAAAACAUCAUGGGAUUUGUCCAAAACAGACUACCAGACCAAGACAACAAGCUCCAUCAGUUCCUAAAGAAGAAAAUUGGUGAUUUGGAGAUCGACAAGAGGGAGCUGGUCGGUGUCUUUGGUAAAACCGGGGCUGGAAAGAGCACUCUGAUAAAUACCAUGAUUGGAGAGAAGAAUCUCUUGCCUAUUGGGAGGGUCAAAGCAUGUACCACAGUCCUGAUUAAAGUGGAGGCUAACAUGCAGGACCAAAAAUAUGAGGCAGAAAUUGAGUUCAUUACAAAAGAGGAGUGGAAAGAUGAGUUGUGGUCCUUGUUAAAUUUCCUUGGGGAUAAUGCUGAUCAGGAAGAUGAACAGGAAGAUGAACAGGAAGGUGAUCAGGAAGAUGGUGAGGAUCAGGACACUGUUGACAAGCUGUCAGCGCUGUAUGGAGCAGAAUGGAAAGACAAAACCCCUGAAAACCUCAUGGAAAACAAGUAUUUCAAAGAAGUUCCUGAAUUUCUCCAAUCAAAGAGAAAGCUUUUGACAUCUGAAUCAGCUAACUUCAGCCUACCUGCUCGGCUCACCACCUGGCUCCAGGUCUCAUCGUCUCCGCCAUGCUCCACAAUGUGGGUCAGCGGGGUCUAUGUGUCGGCUAUUCUGGUGUGGACUGUCUUGUUGCUCCUCCAUCUUCCCGUGGAAGGACUCCUCCAGUACUCGGCGGCAGAGCUUCUCAGGCUCCGCUCCCAACAGUCUGGAUCUCCACCGGCAGCUCUGCACCUCCAUCCGGACAUCGUCCUCCUGCCUCGUCGGAAGUACAUCCACCGCGGGUCUCGGCGGGGAUUCCACUACGGCGGUUCCAAGGGGAUUGCCUCCUUUUGGUCCUCCACUCGCCACCCACCCAGAAACACCGGCCGGUCUGUGGACCACAGUCUCACCCCCUCCAACUGUACUGCUGACAAACUUCACAUUACGGACCAUUUCCUCCUCUCUUUUAACGUCACCCUCCAGCUCUCUAUCUCCAAACCUCUCCGUAUCAUCUCAUACCGCAAUAUUAAGAACAUCAACAUGGACUCCCUCUCCUCCUGCAUCACCACCCUGACUCCAGACCCCACUUCCACCCCCGAUGAUCUCGUCACACAGUACAAUAAUGGACUCUCCAACAUACUCAACACACUUGCUCCUGUCAAAUCCCACUCUGUCUCCUUUACCCGGUCUGCCCCCUGUUUCACCCCACAUCUCCAUUCCAUGAAAUCCCAAAAUCGACUGCUUGAAAGACUCUUCAGGAAAACCAGUCUCAAUAUCCACAAAAACAUCUACUUAGCUCAGUUAACUCUCUAUAAGGACUCCAUUUCUCAUGCCAAAUCUCAAUACUACUCUGGACUCAUCUGCUCAAAUGCUGGAAACACCAAGACUCUCUUCUCCGUUUAUAACAGAAUCAUUCAACCCCCAGACUCCCUACCCCCCCACAUGUACUCCUCAGACACCUGGCCCCUGGUGAAGUGUGUGACUGUGAGGGUGCCUAACAAUGAUCUUCUCCAGCAUGUCACACUUGUGGAUCUUCCUGGAAAUGGGGACCGUAACAAGAGCAGAGACAAGAUGUGGAAAGGGGUUGUUGGAAGUUGCUCUACUGUGUGGAUUGUGACUGAAAUGAAACGAGCAGCAGCAGAGGAUGAAGCCUGGGACAUCCUGAAAAGUACCUGUAGCCUCAUCGGAAAUGGUGGCGAGUGUCAGCGCAUCCACUUUAUCUGCACCAAGUCUGAUGAAAUUGGAGUUUUGGAUGAUCGUUCAACAAAUGCUGUUCGUGCUCGCAUACUUCAAGACAACAUGCAAGCCAAGGACACAGUGAACAAAGAUUUCAGAAAACUCAAGGAGGUUAAGAAACAUUUCAGUGAUGAAUGUUUCAAAGUCUUCACAGUGAGCUCACAAGAGUUUCUUCAGCAACAACAUCUAACGCCAGAGGAAACUGAAAUACCCAAACUUCAGGAAUUUCUGCAAGAGCUCAAUGACUGUCACUCAGAGACAUUAAACUAUGUGUCAGGAGCUCAUGGGAUCCUCUCUCUGAUUCAAGGGGCCAGAAGUAGAGCAGGGGCUGACAGAAACACAGAUGUGUGCAGAGAGCUGGAAGAAAAGAUGAAGCAGGAAAUUAAAAAAAUAAGACAGCCCAUGCAGAAGACUUAUGACACCUUUGAAAGAUGCCUCACUGAGGGGGUUGCAAAAUCCAAAAGUUCCUGGGAAAGGCUCUUGAAGUCGGUCCUAAAGCCUAAAAUGAAGGGGAGCGCUUUUCACAGGAUACUGAGGUGUGUAGUUCAGAAUGGCGGCACUCACCAAAGAAAGAAAAAACCCCCAAUAAACCUCAAUAUGAAGUUAACUUCAUGCCUGACUGACAGCAUUGAUGAGGAAUUCAAGAAGACCUUCCCAAAUGAAGCAAAACGUGGACCAUUCAACGGGAUCAUCAACACGUUUUCACUUGAAACAGAGAGGCUGAUGAGAGAGAGGCAAGAGUACAAAGAUGUCGAACUGCAACUGAUAUUUCUCAAGACAGAGGAAGAAAAAAUUAAGACAAAACUUGACAAAAUCAUCCGGGAGCAAAAGAAAAUCAUCUACAAGAGUCUGAUGGAGACAAUCGAGGAAAACAUGCAAGAAUGCUAUAAAAAAGCAGCAGAAAUUAGAGGAGGAGGCUCGCUGAAAAACAUGAGGAGCACUAUUGAGAACCAUGUACGAGAUUCAAAGGACAUCAUAUUUCAGAGGGCGAAAAACGUUAUGUUGGAGCAGUUGGAAAACUUGAUGGUGCUGAUCCUGGGGGAACUGAACACAAUGCAGGAAUCAAUCGAGCUGUCACUCAAUACAGAUGGUGACUCAAUCCCAGACGUGUCAGUGGAGUUCCAGAUGGUGAAGGACCACUAUGAUGAACUGAUGAAAAGCCCAAUUGAAGCACCACCACCGAUGCGUGCUGAUCCACCUGUCCCAGCAACCCAUUCAUGACGUGUGCAUAGGUUUGCUCAGUGGAGAGAAUCAGCAGAUGCCUGAUCACCCACUGAAGGUCCCUGUGGGCACACAGAUCCCUCAGAGACAUGACACCUCUGGAUUUGAUCUCAACCAUUUUUGUCAAGUUAUCGUAUCCCUGUUCUUUUUGAGUUUUUAAUGUACUUUGAGUUUGCUUGUUGUUGUGUAUUACAUGCAGAGAGACAUUUUUGCUUUCAAGUGAUUAUAGAUCAGAGGCAGACAGAAAAUGUGGGGAGAAGGGUGGAGGGAGCUGGAUUCAAACCAGAGAUGUAAGCCCCUUUUCCACCGAGCAGUACACUACAGUUCAGUUCAGUACGUGUUUUUUAUCGUUUCCACUGUGAAAAGUUGUGGAUGGUACCAAUGGAACCGUUCUGUAC